Molecule: messenger RNA, 1515 nt
Organism: Pleuronectes platessa (European plaice)
Lineage: Eukaryota; Metazoa; Chordata; Actinopteri; Pleuronectiformes; Pleuronectidae
Product: coagulation factor XIII B chain
Exons: 11
Coding region: 194-1396 (400 amino acids)
Source: RefSeq, a predicted model, not a curated record
AAUUGUGACUGAUAGGACGUGGCCUAUUUGUCUGUUUGCGAUCUGAACAACAAGCAUAAUGACAGUAACUUGAUGUUGACUAUUUCUUCACUCGUUGGCUCUUUUGGUUAUUCCCUUUGGUAAUCAUUAACCGGUGGUGACCUGAACCAGCCUCUUCACUCUGCUCCCUCGUUGUGAUUCAAAUCCUGACAGGAUGAACGUGAGACAUCUUGGGCUUGUUCUGCUGGUGUGUUUUCCGGGAGCGCUGCACGCUCAAAGUGCAGCUCAGCACUGUCAUGCUCCCAACUUGGCUGGAGGUUAUUUUGUCCCUCGACAAGAAACGUAUUCCCAUAAAACCAACCUGACUUAUGCCUGUGACACUGGACGUCAGCCGGCUGUGGAGGGGUGGUGGGCGACCAGCACAUGUGAUAAUGGAACAUGGUCUCACAAACCACAAUGUAUAGGUGAAAAUGCCUGUAUCCCACCAACCAUACCCAAUGGCAAGUACACUGAGAGCUCAGAUGGCUGGUACGAGAACGGAGACGUAAUAAGGAUCUCAUGUGACGAAGCGUAUGAACACAAAGACCACGACGCUACGGGCAAAUGUAUAAAUGGGACGUGGUCCUCUUUGCCCGUCUGCGAGAGAAGUGUGCUCGCCUGCAGUGAGCCUCCCAAAGUCCCCCAUGCUGUGAUCACUGGUUUGGGCUAUCAGGAGUUGUUCGCUGCAGAUUCAGAAGUGCAGUACGAAUGUGAGGAUGGAUACACUAUAGAAGGAGUGCACAAAAACAAAUCCUUAAUCUGCUUAAGUGGAAUCUGGACUGAAGGCCCCGUCUGCAGCAGAGGAAGAGGACCAGGUGCUGAUCUUGGUAGCUCUGCAGUGGGCGGAACAAGCCGCAGACCAGGUAGUGGAAAUGGAGGGACAGGUACUACAUCUGCUGGCAGUGGGAAACGGCCUGUGGGUGGAGGAUCAUCGACCAGCUCUGGAUCAACUGAAGAGGAGAUUCAAUAUGCACCAAUUGAACGCUGUGGAAAACCCCCCCGUAUCCCCAAUGGUGAUAUAGUGGUAACUAGAGAGAUGUAUUUGAAAUACGCGUGCAACAGCUAUUACAGAUAUGUGGGUCAUAAGGCAGUGGUGUGUCAUUCAGACGGCACAUGGUCAGAUGUACCCAGCUGCAGAGCUACCUACUGUUCUGUGGACACUCGGCAAUAUCCUGAAUUAGAACCUGAUGGAGUGAAAUAUGUGAACGAUGGUGAGAAGGUGUCAAUGAGAUGUGUGGACGACUGGUUGACUCCUCAUUUUUCUGUGGUCCGCUGCACUGAUGGAAUAAUUAGGUUAAGUGAAUGUUGUAUGUGGAUCACAACAAAGUUGAAUGGUUGCUCAGGCACUUUGAUGAAGAGGACGAUGUUCCCUGAAUGAAAACAGAUGCCAGCCUGGAAAACUGAAGUUAUGCCUGUGAUGAUACAUAUGUUGUAACAUUAUAUCAUGUCGGCUUUUUCUAAAGCCAAUUUCAGGCUUCUCAUAAAUUCCUACAACAA